This is a messenger RNA of Fraxinus pennsylvanica, 1452 nucleotides long. The record is from the annotation of a GenBank genome assembly. Lineage: Eukaryota; Viridiplantae; Streptophyta; Magnoliopsida; Lamiales; Oleaceae.
AUGACGAGUAAGCUUAAUCAAGAAAAUCAUGGCCGUCAAUUCGAUUAUGGUAGUGGGUCCCUCUGUAACCACGGCGAAGGUUACGAGAUUGGGGGCAAUAUAUACGAGGAUGAUGUUCGUAGUAGUAGUGGCGGUGGUUCACUAGUUGUUAAAACUUUGCAGCUUUUUGACAUUUUUCCUUCUUCAACCGCCUUGAAAUCCCCAGGGGGGAUGGAGGCAAAUGUCGGGUUUCCUUUUACAUCAGAUCAAUGGAAGGAGCUUGAGAGACAAGCUAUGAUCUAUAAGUACAUGCUGGCCUCUGUUCCUGUGCCUCCUGAACUUCUUUUUCCCAUUUCCAGCAAUUCUCCUGCAGUUGCACCAGACCCUUAUGCUCCAUUGAAUGGUGGAGGCAUGUUUAACCUGAGAAAUUCGAAACAUGGAGAUCCCGAGCCAGGAAGGUGCAAGAGAACUGAUGGCAAGAAAUGGAGGUGCUCGAAAGAAGUGGCUCCGAACCAGAAAUAUUGUGAGCGCCACCUGCACAGGGGCCGUCCCCGUUCAAGAAAGCCUGUGGAAGUAAAAAACAAUGCCUCUAUAUGCACCAAUAUGCAAGCCACCAGUGCUGCCUCAGACCAGAUUCUUGCAUCAAAUGAUAACCCUCUGCUGUAUUAUCCCAAAACUGAUCUAAAUAUUUCUACAGCCUCUUACAAGGAACCUAACAGGGAUUUGGACUUAAUGAUAGAAGCUGAGAUGGUUGCAAUGCGUGUGGCUAAUCCACAAUGGCAGCAUUUGAUGUACACCGAUAGAGCAAAUGAGGGCUCGGUUUACAACACUAAUGCAUCUGUAUUUCAUCAAGAUUAUGUAGAAAAUCAAUUGUUGAACGUGUUCUCCUACACAGAUUACCCGGCCCCUGAUCAUGUUGUUCAUCAAAGUAGCAGUGAUCAGAGUUACAUGGGAUCAUUUCUCAACCCUGGUUUGGUGUCUUUGGAAAAACACUCACAUAUUGAGGCCCCAAGGGGAUUUAUUGAUGCAUGGUCAUAUAACAAUGGUAAUACCGUGUCCUCUGUAUCAUCAGAUCAAGGGAAUUUUCCCCCUUCCUCACUCACUUUAACAAUGGCAAUGGCUGCUGGAAAUAUCUUAGAUGAACAAAUGGAAAAGAUCGAAACUGGGAGUGUAGGAGACUAUGAUGACCAUAAAUGUGAAGAUUCAAGUUGGCUGGGCCCCGUUUCUUCGAUGCCUUUUUCACAAGGAGGGCCGUUAGCCGAGGCAUUACGACCCAAAUCAACCACUCUAAAAGGCUCGAAUUCAGCUUCUCCAUAUUGUUCAAUCAGCUCCCCGGCAACUACAGUUUCAUCACCAUCCGGGGUUCUUCACCGGUCAUUGUUUUCACAUUCUGAUGGCAGUGGUUGCAAAAGUCCGACUCUUGCAGCUCCAACAGGAUUAUCAGAAGCUGUUGCAUUUCAAUUGCUGAAUUAG